GUCUUUUAUAAUACAAAUAGAACACAUCCUGACAUAUGUAUAUAGAAACACAUAUUAAUUAUAGUAUAUUAUCAAUAAAUUAUAUUGAAAAUCAAAAAGUAAUAAAAGAUCUAUAAAAAUGACGGAAGAUAAAGAAAUGAAAAAACGAAGCAGAAAGGCGGCCGCAUUCUUUCGAAAGGAAACUUUUGGACCCCACAAUCGAGUAGAAACUCCAGCGGAUAUGGAAUUCUGGCAACAGUCAAAAGCUUACGUCAUUCUGACCACAUAUUUGUUCGAUGUGAGCUCCCACGUCCAGGGAGUCCGCACCACGGAUCCCUUUCCCGUGAGCAGGAGCAUAAAGCGUCUGCUGGGUAUAUUCGAUGCGCUGGACGUACUUAUUGUGGCCAAUCCUCCAGUAGUCACUGGUGAGCCAAAGACCAGUAUGACGGAGUCGGGCAAUAGAGCGUUUCGGAAGUGGGCCCGCUGCAUGCUGAGAGACAUCUACUAUAUGGUGGAGAAAGCGGUGCCGACGAAAAAGUGCCAGCACGUAAACGAACUGGGCCAGUACUUGUCUUCGUCCUUUGGCAACAGUACGAAAAUCGAGUACGGUACCACCCAUGAGCUUAACUUCCUUUUCUUUGUGGCCGGUCUCUUUCAAGCGCGGAUCCUGAACAAAGAGGAGGACCUAGCUGCCUCGGGCCUGAUUCUAUUCGUUCGCUACUUAAAGCUAGUGCGCCGGCUGCAAAUCACCUACUCAAUGGUGCCGCCCGCGAACCACGGUGCCUACUCCCUGGACAAGUUCCAGUUCAUACCCUUCAUUUGGGGCGCGGCCCAGCUGUGCUACGAUGCACCCUUCUCUCCGAGAAAGAUGCUCGACGAGGACACCGUGGCGAAGUACAAAAAUUCAUACCUAUUGGCCGAUUGUGUGGGCCACAUCAUGAUGACCAAUAUUGGGCCCUUCGCCGGCCACUCCAGCCAGCUGUGGUGCCUGGCCGCCUUGUCCCAGUGGCCGGACAUCUACAGGGGUCUCAUAUUCCGGUACACGGAGGACAUUGUCGUGGACUUUGAUUUGAUUCAGCCGAUGCGAUUCGGGGCACUGAUGCCGUUCGACAUGGAUGUGUCGAAGGCACCCACGAUUUCAGUCCGUUUGGGUGUGCGCUCGCCAAUUCGCGCUCAGAUCGAUGAGGCUCUAGACCACAUAUCCGAUACCUCGAAAACGGAAACGCAGGAACCAUCGGAUGAUAUGGCGGACAAAAAAUACGACAACCUGUCCAAUAGUGGAUUAUCGCUUGGGAGCGACACCACCUCCCUGACCAAUGUCAGUGUCCAUCUGCCCAAUUGGUUGGAAGCUGAAGAAGAUCGAUAGCUCCAUUUUAGUCUAGCUUUUAAACCAAAUUUGACUUAUUAAAAAUUCAUUCAUUUUCGCUUUGUGUAAUGGGAAAA
This is a messenger RNA of Drosophila ananassae, 1422 nucleotides long. RefSeq names its product serine/threonine-protein phosphatase 2A activator. The coding region runs from base 119 to 1345 and encodes 408 amino acids. The transcript has a single exon. Gene Ontology annotation, cellular component: protein phosphatase type 2A complex; cytoplasm; nucleus. Gene Ontology annotation, molecular function: protein tyrosine phosphatase activator activity; peptidyl-prolyl cis-trans isomerase activity. Gene Ontology annotation, biological process: mitotic spindle organization. Lineage: Eukaryota; Metazoa; Arthropoda; Insecta; Diptera; Drosophilidae. The record is from RefSeq and is a predicted model, not a curated record.